AUGUCUGCCGUGGUUCAUUACCAUUAUCUGCCGCUGUCUGCCAUUAUCUGUCGCUGUCUGCCAUUAUCUGUCGCUGUCUGCCAUUAUCUGCCGCUGUCUGCCAUUAUCUGCCGCUGUCUGCCAUUAUCUGCCGCUGUCUGCCAUUAUCUGCCGCUGUCUGCCAUUAUCUGCCGCUGUCUGCCAUUAUCUGCCGCUGUCUGCCAUUAUCUGCCGCUGUCUGCCAUUAUCUGCCGCUGUCUGCCAUUAUCUGCCGCUGUCUGCCAUUAUCUGCCGCUGUCUGCCAUUAUCUGCCGCUGUCUGCCAUUAUCUGCCGCUGUCUGCCAUUAUCUGCCGCUGUCUGCCAUUAUGUGCCGCUGUCUGCCAUUAUCUGUCGCUGUCUGCCAUUAUCUGUCGCUGUCUGCCAUUAUCUGUCGCUGUCUGCCAUUAUCUGCCGCUGUCUGCCAUUAUCUGUCGCUGUCUGCCAUUAUCUGUCGCUGUCUGCCAUUAUCUGCCGCUGUCUGCCAUUAUCUGUCGCUGUCUGCCAUUAUCUGCCGCUGUCUGCCAUUAUCUGCCGCUGUCUGCCAUUAUCUGCCGCUGUCUGCCAUUAUCUGCCGCUGUCUGCCAUUAUCUGCCGCUGUCUGCCAUUAUCUGCCGCUGUCUGCCAUUAUCUGUCUCUGUCUGCCAUUAUCUGCCGCUGUCUGCCAUUAUCUGUCGCUGUCUGCCAUUAUCUGCCGCUGUCUGCCAUUAUCUGCCGCUGUCUGCCAUUAUCUGCCGCUGUCUGCCAUUAUCUGCCGCUGUCUGCCAUUAUCUGUCGCUGUCUGCCAUUAUCUGUCGCUGUCUGCCAUUAUCUGCCGCUGUCUGCCAUUAUCUGUCGCUGUCUGCCAUUAUCUGUCGCUGUCUGCCAUUAUCUGCCGCUGUCUGCCAUUAUCUGUCGCUGUCUGCCAUUAUCUGCCGCUGUCUGCCAUUAUCUGCCGCUGUCUGCCAUUAUCUGUCGCUGUCUGCCAUUAUCUGCCGCUGUCUGCCAUUAUCUGCCGCUGUCUGCCAUUAUCUGUCGCUGUCUGCCAUUAUCUUGCUGCGAAUCCUAAGUUUUUGUUUCCUUCUUCCUUCCGGUCAUAA
Messenger RNA from Procambarus clarkii (red swamp crayfish), 1095 nucleotides. Lineage: Eukaryota; Metazoa; Arthropoda; Malacostraca; Decapoda; Cambaridae. The record is from RefSeq and is a predicted model, not a curated record.